AUGCCUACUAAGGAUAAGGAACCGAUGGAGCAAUCUGAAGAAGCAAUAGAAAAGGACCAACAGACAGUUUCAGAUAAUCCACAGCUUAAGGCAAAUGUUCCUAGCACUUCACUGACACCUCUGGUCCCCUUUCCUCAAACAUUACAGAAGACCAAAUUGGAGAAGCAAGCUAUGAAAUUCUUGGAAAUCCUCAAAAAGUUGCACGUCAACAUCUCAUUCAUUGACGCUAUUCUUCAAAUCCCAAACUAUUCUAAAUCGCAGACUAAAAAGAGGAAGAUGCCCGAGCAUGAAAUAAUAACACUAUCUGAAGAGUGCAGCGUGAUCAUCCAGCACAGGAUCCUUCCCAAACUUAAAGAUACAGGGGGUCUCACUCUACCGUACUCCAUAGGAAACUUACAAGGUAUUAAUUGUUUAAUUGAUUCGGAAGCAAGUAUUAACUUAAUUUCUUUGUCUCCUUACCGAAAAUUGGGAUUGGGAUAUCCCAAAGCGGCUUCUAUCAUCCUUCAGUUGGCGGAUCGAACAUUGAAACAUCCCUAUGGAAUAGUCGAGGACAUGCUCAUCAAGAUGGGAGAAUUUAUUUUUCCAACUAACUUUAUCAUUCUCGACAUAGAAGAGACAUCCCAAAUUCCAAUAAUACUAGGAAGGCCAUUCCUGUCAACAAGUCGGGCAUUACUUGAUUUUGAUACAAACGAGAUAGUCCUGAAGGUGGAGGAUAAGCAACAAAGCUUCACCAUGGAGAAUUCAAUCAAGCAACCAUCAUAUUUUGAGGAUUGCCAACGAGUUGAUCACUGGGAGAGUUACAAAGGCCGAGCCAAAUGUAAGUGGAAUUAUUGGAACAUGAUGUCGCAAAACACUCAAACCAACAUAGACCAAGGAGAAAACAUGAUGAAGGAGAAUAUCUAA
Messenger RNA from Olea europaea var. sylvestris, 903 nucleotides. RefSeq lists its product as uncharacterized. Lineage: Eukaryota; Viridiplantae; Streptophyta; Magnoliopsida; Lamiales; Oleaceae. Bases 1 to 903 code for a protein of 300 amino acids. The record is from RefSeq and is a predicted model, not a curated record. The transcript has 2 exons.